UUUUCUCCUACUGAUGACUAAGACAUCUACGUUUCGGAGCUGAUGGUGGAGAAUAACGUCACGCUGGAUGCCCAGAGGAUCCUGCUGAGUUGGAAUGCUUCAGUAACCCUCAACGUGACGGAUAGCAGCGGUGUUUCCCACACCGUGACAAUCUUCAGCAGUGAAGUGGUUGCAGAAUGCAUAGUUGUGGGCGAGGACUUUGAGUGCAACUGCACGAUGGGCUACGUUUGGAGUAACGAAGUCUGCUACAACUAUAACUGCUGUCUUCCAGCAACGUGCACAGCAAAUAUAUCUCUGGCUUCAUCCAUCUGUGUCCGGGAAACCAACGGUGACCAUCCUCCUCAUGUGUUGUUGUUUGUGUUUGGUUUGUUUAGGUUUUUAUUUUUAAUUGAACUUUCAUGUUUUCACUUAGUCUCAGUUGAAGCUAAUGAGACGCUUUAUAACCAACAGUUUCCAUCAAUGGAUCAAUUUCACCCUGGAAUGCCAUCUAUACACAAACAGUACGUCCGUCUCCGUUUACACAGCAACGCUACACCACACCCGGGUAAACGGCUGCUUCUAAAGCCUUCUUUAUCUUCAAAGGUACAGAACUCCUUCAGUAAGCUGAAUGGCCUGAAGACUCUAACUGUCACACCAAGGAGGUUUGCCUUUCCAUAUCAGCUUUUCAGUUUCAACAGUACUUUCAUCCACAAAUGUCUGUUAGAAGUUAACGAAACAAUGACAAGGUUUGCAUGUUUAAUCAUUUGUUCAGAAAAAGACUUUUCCACUGAUUUUCUCCUCAUCAGCACCGCCACCAUAGCUGACUUUUUGGUAAAUGUCAGCGUUAACGUAAACACGUCUAAACUUCAGGAGAUUCUGACUUAUCUGCAAAGUUCUGUUGCCUCCAGCCAAAUUUUUGUGGACACUCUGGGAAUGGUCAACAUUUACGCCCCUCCAACCCCAGUGAAAUACCAGUCACUGCUCCUCCUGAACUGCACGUUGGAGGAGGCCACCGACAGCUUUGGCUGGAACCUAACCACACUGCUGCAGCGCUUUGAACUCAACAACGGCCUCAUUGUGAGAAUUGGUCCACCCUGUGCCACACAGGAUUACCAAUCCUGUACUUCAGUUACUAUCUCAAAUGCUACUGGCAUGUAUGCAGGCACAUACGAGUGUGGAUUCACCACUGGGUCAGUCAGACACACAGCGCGGGCGAGUGUGGACAUCGCUCUCCUGCCAGAUUCCAUCAACAUGAAUUUUAGCCCUCUGAUCGCAGACUGUCUACAGCUGACCCCUGUUACUGUUUCUGCCAGCAUUCCAAUAACCACCGAGCCCUACAAUAUCACAUGGAACCAGAACACCAAAGUGAUGCAGACAAAUCCAACAAAGAGGGACGUCUUCACGUACAACUUCACCGCUUCCAUGGGCUGCACAGCAGCAAGUGAAAACAUAGAGAUCUUUUUUCAAAACAGACUGAAUCAAACUAAAAGUGCAAACGUCAACAUCCCUGUGUUACUUGUUGGGGCGUCAUUUUGCAACGCUGAAAGUAUUGGUGAUGAGGUCUGGCCAAAAACUCCAAUUAAAACAUUAGUCACAAAUAAAACAUGCCCAGUGGGCCGGGUCGGCAACAAGACACGUUACUGUAACGGAAGCCGACUGUGGGAACCGGUGUUCUCACAGUGCGUCAGUGAGGUGCUGAACAAAGUGCAAGACGCAGCUACUAACUUCCUGAAUGGACUUGGAGCUACCCCGGAAGUGGCUAAAAACAUCUUUCAAGGUGUUAAUAACAACUCCAAUCCGAAUUCUGGCACAGGUGACGAAGCUGACAUUGGUGCUACCAUCAACAUCAUAGGUGUGAUGGCCCAAGCAUCGGGAAUUAUGAAUUUGCAAGAGGAUGUCUUGCCUGAUCUAAUCAACGCUGCUAGCAACAUGGUGAACUCGUCCUGGGAUGGGGUAAAUCAGACCGUUCGUCAAAGCAUGUCAUCAAAUUACCUUUCUUCUAUGGAGAACCUGGUGAAAAACAUCCAGUUCAACGUGAGUGAUGGAUACAACAGCACCAACCUGGAACUAAAGCUGUGUACAAGCGAAGACUGUAGUCUGUCUCUUUUUGGCGUCGACGUGUCUCUGAACAAGACCAACGGGACUAUGAAAAGCCUCGGUGUGAGAAAUUUAAUGGACAAAAUGACAUUUGAUCAAAAUUUCAGCAGCAUCUUGAUCUCAGCCACCCUGGUGAACAACAACGAUUCAAACAUUACAAUAAAAAUGAACUUUCCUGUUGAGCAACCGGGUUUUACAACUUUUUCGUGUGUCUUCUGGAACACCGUCAACAACAGUUGGUCCACUGAUGGAUGCCUCGCCAACCUUACAGGCGGUAACGAAACUCUCUGCGAGUGCCACCACCUGACGUCCUUCUCUGUCCUCAUGGCCAAGAGUGCCAAUGUGUCUAAUCCUAAUCUGGACAUGAUCACAUACAUCGGCCUUGGCGUGUCCAUUUUCUCCCUGCUCCUCUUCCUCCUCAUUGAGUAUCUUGUGUGGUCGGCUCUGAUAAAGACGAACCUGUCCCAUUUCCGUCACACAGCUGUAGUGAACAUCGCUGUGUUCCGUUUGCUUGGUGACUGCAGUUUCUUGGCCUCCAUCUUUCCCGAACAGCUCAGUGAAACCAUGUGCCUAACCUUCACCGUGUGCAAACACCUGUUUUACGUGGCCAUGUUCACCUGGAUGUUGUGCCUGAGUUCAAUGCUCGUCCACCAGCUCAUCUUUGUUUUCAGUCCCUUGAGGAAAAGAGUCUUCAUGUUUUUCUCCAGCAUCGUCGGCUACGUCGUCCCCAUCCUAAUCGUUGGGUCCAGCUACGUUUAUUACAAAUACACCAACAAGAGCUACUAUGACAGAAAAUCAUGCUGGCUAAUAUAUGAAUCUCUCUUGAAAGGCUCCAUUCAUGCUUUUCUCCUUCCUGUGUUAACCAUUACUUUGACGAAUCUCUUUUCUAUGGCGGUUGUCAUCCUUACCUUGGUGAAGACCUCGGUGCCUGAUGGAACCAAGGCAGAUGAAAAGGAGACGGCCAAGAGCAUUCUGAAAGUGGUGGUCCUUCUAACGCCUAUCUUCGGAGUAACGUGGAGCCUUGGCUUCUUCCUUUACACGCUGAACAGCACUGACCCCAUGUUCAUGGUUGUUAACUACCUUUUCACCAUCCUCAACUCUUUCCAGGGUUUUUUCAUUUUGGUGACAGGAUGCCUCGCUGAGCAGAAGGUCAGAGAUGAGCUAUAUAAACUCAUUAUGGCUAAAACGGGACGGGAAACGGACAGCAUGCAGAAACUGACUUCCACUACCUACACCAAAGACAAAUGAUGACAAAGGAAGAGAUGGCAGUAUGUCAUGUCUGCAGCUCGUCUUAGAUACCACAAGAGGAAGCUUCUUGAAGUUUGUGGUAGAAUGUUGUCCUUAGACUGUUAAACACACGUAGAUGGUUUUUCAUGGAGGAACGUUAUCUAAGGUUUGUCUAAUAGAGCACUGAUGUGGACGUUUAGAGGUAAAGUAAUAUUUGCUGAUUAAACAGAAGUAAUGCUUGUCCGUAUCAGCUGGCGAUGCUCC
Nothobranchius furzeri (turquoise killifish) is the source of this 3567-nucleotide messenger RNA. The record is from RefSeq and is a predicted model, not a curated record. NCBI's taxonomy places the organism in Eukaryota, Metazoa, Chordata, Actinopteri, Cyprinodontiformes, Nothobranchiidae.